AUUAAAAGCAGUGCACGGCUGCACUGUUAAACCUGCUACUAUUUUGGCAACAAAUUCUGUUUUAUCCAAACUUUAGUUCGAGAAUAUUGAUCUGGGCCGAUGGAUCGGAUUUUUUUCCCCCAUUGUUUGUCAAAUGCACCCAAACAAAGUUUCUUUUACUUUGCCUCUAUGGAUUGAAGGAGAAAAUAGAAACCUCAGGGUCUGUCACUGCUGAGCUCAGUUUCACAGGAACAUUUGGAACUGAGCACAUGAACACAAGGAGGAAAAAGCAUGUCACAAGAGAGAUCUGGAGCAGCAGCAAACUGCACGUUAACACAAGGUUUUGGCUUUGGAGUCCUUAAGGCUCAGAUGGUGUUGAAGCUGAAUUCUAAUCUCGUCCCAAUUCAGCAAACCCUGGGCAUGUUCCAGAAAUGCCAUGUGAUCUCAGUUUGCAUGUUUCCUGCAAUAUCCAGCACUUGAUAGUUUGAACUUAGCUGUGGCUAGAAAUGGCUCCUCGUAGACUUGGGCUAAUGAAGAAGGUCUGCAUCUUUGCAUUUGUCAUAAUUCCCCUCUACACUGUAUUCUAUAUAAUGUAUUUUCAGAAAGCAAAUCUAUUGCUUAAAAAUGGAUUGAACUGUGAUGAGACCAAGGGACUCCAAUAUAAUUUGGAUCAAGAUAAUACACAAGAGGUAUUGCGUGGUAGAGAGGAUACAAAGAGAUUGAGUAGUGACAAUGCCAGACAAGAUUCUUCUUUCUCACAUUUUGAGAAAACACAGUCAAAUUCUAAAGUUCAUUUUAAGAUAAAUGACAGCAGAUCCAUUAAGACAGAAAUUCCAAUUAAAGAAACUGCUAUUUCAAAGAAUAUUUUGCCUACAUCUGUAACUACCAAGGAAUUAGCCAGGAGACAAGUAAAGGAACAAUUAGUCACUUCUAUCACUCCUACACAAGCCACCAAAGUAAAACUUGCACCUAAUAAACAGAGGAUGAUUUGGAAUGAAGACAGCUCUUCAAGCAAUCUCAACCGCCGCCUACAGACUGUCAAAAACAACUAUGUUGCCAUGAAUAAGUAUGCUGUGAACUUCACUGGAUCAAGGAGAUCAAGGAAGCUGAGCAGCAAAGAAUUGUUAUGUGAACUGAAGCAGAGAGUGGAAGUGGCUUCCAUUCAACUUGGAGAUGAGCCCUUCACAACAUCCAAGUGGCAGGAAUACUUACCGAACAGAAACUUUUCCCAGGUACUCGGGCAUUUCCGAACAUGUGCUGUUGUGGCAUCAGCCGGAUCAAUCCUUCAGUCGAGGCUGGGAAGUGAAAUAGAUGCCCAUGACGCCGUUCUGAGGUUCAAUGGGGCACCUACCACAGGAUUUGAGUCUGAUGUGGGGAGCCGUACAACAAUUCGGAUAGUUAAUUCACAGGUCCUCUCAAGGCCAGAGCACAAGUUUCAUGUUAACAGUUUGUACAAAACAGGUGUCUUAUUGGUGUGGGACCCAGCACCAUAUUCGGGUAACCUUACAGAGUGGUUCAAACACCCAGACUAUGAUUUCUUUGAAAAUUAUAUAAAGUAUCGUGAAAAGAAUCCAAAUCAGCCCUUCUACAUUAUAAAUCCCAAAAUGCAAUGGCAGCUUUGGAACAUCAUACAGGAGAACACGGCUGAAGAUAUCCAACGCAAUCCCCCUUCCUCUGGACUCAUGGGUAUCCUAUUAAUGAUGACCAUUUGUGACCAAAUAGAUGUCUAUGAAUUCCUGCCCUCACGAAGACGAACGGAUCUCUGCCAUUAUUAUGAAAGGUUUCAAGACCAAGCCUGUACGAUGGGUGCUUACCACCCACUGAUGUUUGAGAAAAAUCUGGUGAAGCGUAUAAACCGUGGUUCAGAUAGGGAGAUCUACGUUCAAGGCAAAGCCACCCUACCAGGAUUUGGAACGUUCCAGUGUCCUAAUCCAGAGUAAAUACAACAUUGCAAGCUGUGGAUACUUGAUUCAUUAUCCUGGAUUGUACAUAUUUGCAAAAUCAGUUUUACUAUUGAUCUUAAUUCUGUUAAGUAAUUUUUGAAGGUGAAGACAUUAGGACAUUAUAUGCAUUUCUACUUGUUGGUAACCUGACAGUGGUGUUGCUGUCUUUUCUAAAAUAGUUUUCAUUUUAACAGUAUAUAUUGUGUUUUUAACUUAAUUUUUUUCAUCAGUGAAGUUUCAUUCUCAACACUUUGGUGUAUUGCCUUGUCUGGUAACUUGUCAGCUACUGUAUUAAAACCAGACAUGUACAAAUUGAGAUAGCUGGUUGGCCACUGGGAAAGUCCUGAGGCCUUGGGUCAGGGAGGUUCCAGGUUUUUUAAUCUUUGGACUGGGGGAGUACAUCCAGCUAACAGUAACCAUUAAAGAAAAUGUUUUUUUAAAAAGUCAGUACUCAUUCCUAGAAUCCUUGGUGGGGGUAAGUUUGCUGGUGGGUUACAUUUGCACCUCCCUGCCAGUACCCUCACUGAAAGAUGUUUAAUUGUUAAACCUCUCACUCAUUUAAUCAAAAAUCAUGGCACUGUGAUUUUCCUGUACAGUUAUCUGUUUUUCAGCAACUGCAUCAGACAUGUGGAAUGAUGUCAAAGAACCACUUGUUCAAUCUCAUUAAAUUUUGCACAUAAGGAGA
Molecule: messenger RNA, 2607 nt
Organism: Pristis pectinata (smalltooth sawfish)
Lineage: Eukaryota; Metazoa; Chordata; Chondrichthyes; Rhinopristiformes; Pristidae
Product: beta-galactoside alpha-2,6-sialyltransferase 1-like
Exons: 8
Coding region: 486-1919 (477 amino acids)
Molecular function (GO): sialyltransferase activity
Source: RefSeq, a predicted model, not a curated record